This is a messenger RNA of Zophobas morio, 4237 nucleotides long. RefSeq names its product TLD domain-containing protein 2 (gene mtd). Lineage: Eukaryota; Metazoa; Arthropoda; Insecta; Coleoptera; Tenebrionidae. The record is from RefSeq and is a predicted model, not a curated record. The transcript is spliced from 16 exons. Gene Ontology annotation, biological process: response to oxidative stress. Bases 280 to 3324 code for a protein of 1014 amino acids. Gene Ontology annotation, cellular component: nucleus.
AACGAUAGCAGCAGUUCAUACCCAGCAGGUUAGUGCACCGUGGAAUAGUCAGCAGGAUAGUUCGUCAGACUGCUGUCCGAGUAAAGUGGAGCGCCGCCGUCAUACAGACAAACAGUGUUGUUACCCGGUGACUGCAUCUCGGAUCUCACACUUCAGUCUGUGACCAUCUUCGAGUGUAGUGCCACAGGAGAGAGAGUUACCAGCAGAAACCGUUCCGCGCGGAUAAUCGUGUGAAAGUACCUUUGUGCCGUUACAGUUGCACAAGCGAUGUAAAUAGCCAUGAUGAAUUCGGAGGUCCUGCAGGUGGUCCACGAGAAGGACCCCUGGAUCGAAGAUCCCAGCUGGAACACCAUCGAGGAGGAGGUGCCCGACAUCGUCGUCGACAAGAAGAGCAGGAGGAAGUCGUGGCACGCGAUCAAGUUCGAAAGGAAGAGGCGGAAGGGGGUGGUCGAGCCCGGCUCGCCGCCGGAGGCCCGCCAGAAGAGGCCUUCCUGGUGGAAUAUCUUCGGGGGACAACCGUGGCCCAGGUCACGUAGGGCAUCGCAGGACGGAGGAAGGGUUGCUAAAGAGAAUUUGCCAUGGAUGCGGAGCAAAAGCCGGAGCGUGGACCACGGAAUCUCUUCUCCCUUCGACCUCGAGGCCCUCCGAGCCAAGGUGGACAGCCAACUGGACAAGAACCUCGACAGAGAUCUCGACGGCUCGAGCAACAAUUUAACGGAGAAGAAGAAAACUGGACCGCCCGAAAAUACCACGACAUACACGGUUGCCGACAGAGACACACUGACUUCAGUAGCGGCCCGGUUUGAUACGACACCCUCAGAAUUGACCAAAUUGAAUAGAUUAGCGACGCCUUACAUAUUCCCCGGCCAGCAACUGUACGUACCAAUCAGAGAACAACCGGAAAAUGAGUCCGAAGGAUCGACCCCUGUAGAAGACUCGCACGAUGAUCUGCCUCCAGAAGAGAAAGAACUACUCGACAACCUGAGGCCCGUCAGCCCGAAGCCAGGUCACGUGGAGCGCGUCCGGACGCCGUCAUGCAACCAGAGCUCCACCGACCUGGACGAGGAGUCCGCGGUCUUCCGCGAACGCUUCCUCAAGAUCAACGUGAGGCACAUCACCGACGGCCAGGGCGUCGUCAGCGGUGUCCUCCUGGUGACGCCGAACGCCGUCAUGUUCGACCCGAACGUCUCCGACCCGCUCGUGAUCGAGCACGGGCCGGAGGCGUACGGCGUGAUCGCGCCCAUGGAGUUCGUGGUGAACGCGGCCAUCUACAACGACAUCGCCCACAUGAGGGUGGGCCACAGCGUCGAGACGCACGCCGCCACCGAGAAGCCGGAGAUCUACUACCCCAAGUCGGAGAGUAGGGGCGAGCCGGACUCGCUGCUGGUCAAGGACGAGACGUUCCCGGAGUUGGUUACCGGCGAUGAUGCUGAAUCUGUGUGUUCGUGUACAGAACGAGAGGGCGACGCUUUUCCGAAAGCCUUCGAAAGGGAGUUGGUCACUCCGACCAACAUCGAGGAAGAUCCGCACGAACACAGGUCACUCGAAGAAAGGAGGAAGAGUCUCUUGGACCAUCAUUGGGCCAUACCGUCGAGAGAUCGGCAGUCGAUAGACACGGACGAGAUGCCGACGAUCGCGUCGGCGAUGUUGCAGGAGGAUCAAAUAGACGAAGAAGAUAGUUUAAUUAAGGAGAGCUGUCACGAUUCCGGAAUUGAUAUUAGGGAAACCAGUAUCCCGCCGAUAGUCCCACACACCAAGAAAUACAGCGAUGCUGACAUUGUGCUUUCAAAAGACUGGGUGCCUCCAAUCACCAUUGCUCCCACACACGUUUCCGGUAGCAGCGACACCGAGAGCCCUGCCAGGAAAAAGACCAAUUCUGUUUCGUUUAGUUUGGACUCUAGCUCUGAAGCCGACACCGGCGUGCCGCUGUCGACGAGUUGCUCCGAGUCGAAGGAGGAUUCUGAAAAGGCUGACACUAGGAAAAAUAAGAUGUUAAAAAGACUGUCAUAUCCCCUCUCCUGGAUGGAAACCCUCGCCGGCGACAAGGAAGAAGAGAAGCCCCCCAACCACCCGCACUCCGCCGACGUGCACCACUCGUCGGUCUUCUCGAAAGUGUUCUCCAGGCGAUCGUCUGUGGGGACGUUCAUAAGACAACCGACGGAAACGAGUACGAAGUCGUCGAAGGCGCCACCACCUAAAUUAGACUACCGGUCUAUGGUGUCGGUCGACGAUAUGCCAGAGUUGUUUGUAUCGUUCGACAUGCGCUCUCCCAAUUACGGGCUAGAUUCCAUUGAGCUGAUACCUCGUCCGGCACGCUCCUGCGAAGAUCCACCUUUGUAUUUGCGCUUACGAAUGGGGAAGCCACUAGACAAGCCGAUUCCCCGCUCGACGCCUUUGAUGUCUUAUGGGAAGAAGAAGAUGCGGCCGGAGUACUGGUUCAGUGUGCCAAGGAAUAGGGUUGAUGAACUGUAUAAAUUCAUACAGGCUUGGGUGCCGCACUUGUACGGGGAGCUGAACGAGGAGCAGGUGAAAAGCCGCAACUUCUCCCUGGUGGAAAUGGACACUGAACUGUGGAGCGAAGAGCCCACACCUUCUGCUAGUCGCCAUGGUAGUCAAGACGGGGAACUUACCGAAAUAACCAAAGAGAGCUGGGAGCUAAUCAAGGCUCCUUACGUUAAGAUCUACAGCAUCAUCAAGACCCAGACAAUGUCGGCUGACGGCAGUGACGAGGUGAUACCGAUGUCUGAAGAGUACCGACGGGCGUUGUAUUCGUCGGCGGCGCCCUCACUCGAUGUUGAAUUGACACCACCGGACCUGGUAGGGUCCACCGAGAUCCUGACGGACUACCACAGGGAGGCUCUGUGUCGACAUCUGCCGGCCAGGGCAGAGGGGUACUCGUGGACCUUAGUGUUCAGCACCAGCCAGCACGGCUUCAGCCUUAACUCGAUGUACCGGAAAAUGUACAAACUUGAGUCACCUAUCCUACUGGUUAUCGAAGAUACAGACAAUAAUGUAUUUGGUGCUUUGACAUCCUGCGCCUUACAAGUUUCCGAACACUUCUACGGAACGGGGGAAUCCCUCCUGUUCAGGUUCAGCCCCGAGUUCCAGGUGUACAACUGGACGGGCGAAAACUUGUACUUCAUCAAGGGUAAUAAUGAGAGCUUGAGCAUCGGGGCCGGAGACGGCAAGUUCGGCCUGUGGUUGGACGGCGACCUGUACCUGGGUAGAUCGGAGAGCUGCAAAACGUACGGCAACGACCCUCUGACGCCGAAGGUGGAUUUCGUGGUGAAGACGCUCGAGUGUUGGGCAUUCGUUUCCAACUGAGCGAGAGCGGAAACGGACUGAAUGUGAUCAAAAAUCGAUUUUAAGUUAAGGCGUGCACGGAAGGAGGAAAGAUUCUUUUUCAUAUAAUAGACGGAGCUUUAGACGUAGUCAACAACACUACCGCACAACUGUUAUUAAAGCUUAUACUAGUUAUAACGGCUGCCGUUCACUUGUAAUCAUUUUUAUUUUACUAUUUUUGUAUCGUCUGUUACGCUUAAUUAGCUUGUUAUUUUGUGUUAUAGUGUAUGAUGCCGAUCGUGGACAGCAUGUAAUUGAAAGGCGGCGCGUCUAUUUUUAAUUGUUGUAAUAUUUAACCUUAUUAACCGUUGGAGUCGCUUUGUCACAUGCUGUCUAUCGUUUAUUAGUCUCCUAGUCAUUUUGUACUUCGAUAGAGAGGGGGCAGAGUGAAUGGCGGUUCGACUGUUGCGUAGUUAUAGUCAUUCUGUGUUGCUUUGGCUUAACAACGAAUGACAAGCUCAGCGGUGUUCUCCUUUUGUGUUGUUCUUUUUAUUUAUUGAGAUCUACGCAGCCGGAUACAGAGAUAUGAUUGUGUUGUAGCAAUUGCGAAGGUCACGUUGGCUGUAGUUUUUGUCUAUAUGUCAAUUAGGUGCGUAGAGAACACGCCAUAUCAGUUGUCAAUUUAAUGAUUUAAUGUUAGAGGCUGUUAUGCGGACUGCACAUUCCUACGUCUUUGUUGAGUGUUGAACUGAAACUUGUACUGUACCAAUUAGAGUUAAGAUUGGAUAGCCUUGUGGAUACGUUCAGCUUCUUAGCAUGAGGCGGCAGUCCGUACAUAUUUAACUAGAUUAGUUUGAUGUCUAAGUUGUGUACUAUAACAUUUAUCUAGAUGAUAUUUAUCUGUAUAAAAAAUCUGUAUAUAAAAAUUAAUAAUAUUAAAUAAAUAGAUUCUACA